AUGGCUAAGGGUAAGAAGAAAGGUGGUAAGAAGCUAGGAUCUCAAGUUGUUUCUGAAGAUAGUUCAAAACAAGAGACGCCCAUUGAACUGGAUAAAUCCGUGGCCUCAGGGGGUGAUUCUGAAGAGUUGAAUGGCAAUGGUGCGAAGGAAGAGGUUUCAGGGCCUUCAGAGGUAUCAAAUGAUCAAGUGGAAUCCCUAAACCAACAAAUCAGGGAGUUGAAAUUGGAACUAGAAAAGAAGAACAAAGCUGAGGGGAAUGAAGACGAAUCAGAGUUAUCUAAGGUCAGAGCUGAAAGGGAUGAAUUCCAAAGUCAGUACAACAAUCUUCUGUCAAGGAUUUCAUCGAUGAAAAACGUGUUUAACAAGAUGAAAGAAUCUCAAAAUGAACUCGAGUCUGUACAGGAACAAUUGACAGCAUACGAAUCUCAAAACAUGAAAUUGAAGCAAAAAUUAGACUCUGUCACGAAGGAAAAAUCUGAAUUACAACAAACUGUGGUUACUUUAAACAAAGAGUUAUCUAGUAUAGAGGAGGAACGAGAAACUGUUCAUGAGGAGUCUCAAGAGUACAAGAAAACCAUUGAUGAUUUACAAAGACAAUUGGAAACUUUCAAUACUUCACAUAGUCAUGAACUAGAGUUCCAAAAGACUCAAAAUAGUCAAUUAAACACACAGUUGCAGGAAUUGCUUCUUAUAUUGGACAAUAAUAAGCAGGACAUUUCUGCGCUUCAUCAAGAGAGAGAGGAUCUCCAAUUUAAUCUGGAAAAUUUGACAAAGGAAAAUUCCAUCUUAAAGGACUCUCUAAAGGAGAUGGAAGCUGAAUUAGAAAGGACGGAACAACGAUUUAACGAUCAAUUGACACAAAGGAACAUAGAAGUGAACUCUUUGAAAGCUGAGCUGGAAAGGAGUAAAGAAUCUACGAAAUCACAUGUAGAUACUAUUGAUACUUUGAGGGGAGAAGUUGAAAGGAUGAAAGAUGCUGUGGAACAAAAGGAAAAACUAGAAAAAGAAUGUAAAGAUCGUGUCUUACAGAUUGGAAAAUUAAGACAUGAAGCGAUUAUCUUAAAUGAGCAUUUGACGAAGGCGUUGGCGAUGUUAAAACAAUCAAGCGAUUCUGAAUCUGUGGAUAAGGAAUUGAUGUCCAAUUUAUUAAUUUCAUUUGUUGCCAUUCCUCGGGCAGAUCCAAGGAAAUUCGAAGUUCUUGAAUUACUAUCAAGUUUUCUCAAUUGGGAUGAUGAUAAAAAGAGACAAGCAGGUCUAAUUCUAAAUUCUCAAACCAGUGGGAAAAGAUCAAAAUCGGGGUCGAGAACUGAGAACUUUGUCUCCAUGUGGACCGACUACUUGGAGAAAGAAAGUGAAUAG
Molecule: messenger RNA, 1359 nt
Organism: Zygosaccharomyces rouxii
Lineage: Eukaryota; Fungi; Ascomycota; Saccharomycetes; Saccharomycetales; Saccharomycetaceae
Gene: RUD3
Product: Rud3p
Exons: 1
Coding region: 1-1359 (452 amino acids)
Biological process (GO): endoplasmic reticulum to Golgi vesicle-mediated transport; Golgi organization
Cellular component (GO): Golgi apparatus
Molecular function (GO): small GTPase binding
Source: RefSeq, a predicted model, not a curated record